GCUGACAACACAACAGUACAAGUCGGGAGUUAGGCGAUGAUGUCUGACUCUGGAAGCGAAGAGGUCGCCGUGAUCGGCAAUACAGAUAUCACAUCGGUGGAAUCGGAGAAUAACAUCGUAAACACGAUGGUGGAGAGAGGGUCAGCUUUGCUGCGAAAGCUGGAGAUAAAUGUGACCGAAGCAGAGAAGAGGACAGGGAAAAAUACAGUUAACAUGCAGGAAACGUACACGGUCUACCUCAUAGAAACACGACCUGCUGAAUCAGUCUCAGAGGGGGGUACCCCUGGUGCUCCGGAUUCUUUGUGGAGACGCUACAGUGAGUUUGAGCUGCUCAGAACUUACCUUCUAGUCACCCACCCCUACGUCGUAGUCCCCCCUCUACCAGAGAAAAGGGCAGAGUUUGUGUGGCACAAGCUGUCAGCUGACAACUUGGAUCCAGACUUUGUGGAGCGACGGAGAGUUGGCCUGGAGAAUUUCCUGUUGCGUGUAGCAUCACAUCCUGUCCUCUCCAAUGACAAACUCUUCUUCCUCUUUCUCACAGAAGAAAAAGGUUGGAGAGAGGCAGUUCUGGAGACAGGCUUCCAAGACAAGGUUGAUUCAAGGCUAAAGUCUUUGAGUGCCAUGUUUAGAGUCAAGAACCCAGACAAACGAUUCACAGAGCUGAAACAGUACAGCGAUGAACUCAAUAGCGUCAUCUCUCAGUUGUUGAGAAUUCGAGCAAGAGUAGCAGACAGGUUGUAUGGUGUCUACAAGGUCCAUGGUAACUACGGUAGAGUCUUCAGUGAGUGGAGUGCUAUUGAGAAAGAGAUGGGAGACGGACUUCAGAGUGCUGGCCAUCACAUGGACACGUAUGCUGCAUCAGUAGAUGACAUUCUGGAGGAAGAGGAACACUAUGCUGACCAACUGAAAGAAUACCUUUUCUACACAGAUGCAGUCAGAUCAGUAUGUAAGAAGCAUGAAUUGAUCCAGUAUGAACUGGAAGUGGCAGCUCAGGACCUGGCCAAUAAGAAGCAACAACGAGAAGAACUGGCAACUGGGACAGUGCGUGUGUUCUCUUUGAAGGGUAUGACCAGUAAGCUGUUUGGCCAGGAGAGCCAGGAGCAGAGAGAGAGCCGGCUUGCAGCCCUUGAGCUCAGCAUCCAGGAAGGAGAGCAGGCCCUCAAAGAAAAGAACGCAGAAUGCCAAGAAUUUGUGCGGACAGCCUGGGAAGACAUAGAGCGCUUUAAGGAACAGAAAGACAGAGAUUUGCGGGAGGCUCUUAUCAGCUAUGCUAUCAUGCAGAUCAGCAUGUGUAAGAAGGGAAUUCAGGUUUGGUCCAAUGCCAAGGAGUGUUUCAACAAGAUGUGAGAUGUCCCUUGACCAAUCGGUUUUACAGACACCUAAGCAACUAGCCAAUCAGAUUGUUCUGAUCAGAUUUUGGCCUUUGGCCAUUCAUUUUACUGCAAUCCCAAAGAGAUGAAUGGUGAGAGGACAGAGGCCACUAUAUUGUUGCUAUAUUAAAGAAGUUCCUGAGGAUUUACUUGCACUCAAAAACACACUGAGAUUAAGACAAUAAUUUCUUUUUGGUUCUAUUUUGAAAAAUGGAAUUUAUCUAUGCUUUGUAGAUCCAAGUGUGUUUUCGUUACAACACACCUUCCAUUAUGCUGCCCACAGGUUUAAGUAUCAAAGAAGUUCCACUUACUAAUUCCUCUGUUGUCUUAGACUGAACAUUUUCAUUUGCCUCUGGAAAUUUAACAGUACAGAUCAGGGAGGACUCUAAAAUGAGUGCCAAGAUCAUUGGUUUUCUCUCGGCCUUGCUUGGUUGAGUGAUGCGUAAAAUUUACCUCACUAGAUAUUUGUAGUGAGAAACUGGACAUUUCAAUUAGUAAUGAACCUUUUUUUGUUGCCUUGCUUGGUGAAUCAAUUGUUUUAUGAGAUUUUUUUCCCCAAUUUAAUCAAUUAUACGUCAAGGGUUUUCACACUAACACUCGUGCUCGCAAAAAAAAAAAUCCUCAUUACAAUUUCAGUACCAGAGACCUGCUUCUUUGCUUCUGGUUUGGUCUAAGUUAAUAGUUUUUGGCAAUCAUACAUACAAUAUUUAGAGAAAAUCCUAAAUAAAAUAUCUGGUCAAGAAUUUGUUUAAAAAAAAAAGAAGAGAUUCACCUUUUUUCUAUAUAUCCCGAUUAACAAAGAAAGCUGGUCAUUUGCACAAAAUGAUGAGCAAGCCCCUUUGCUUAACUGCAACAAUCAAUUGUUGCAUAGACAAGGCUCAAAAAGUCAGCUUAAGAGCCCCCAUUCACCUGCACAUCUUAGAAUGGGAGCAUCCCCAAAGCGCUCAAAACAUAAGUAGGGGUGUCCAUUGAAUUGCAGGUGCUGAGGAAGUCUGAUGUUUGGCAUUCAGCUUCUUAAGACUUUAAUUCAUGGAUUACAUAUCAUGGGGUGGUUCGAUCAACAUUUAGGACCUCGGAGUCAAACAUUAAACUUGAUCCCAUGAAAUUGCGUUAAUACUUGGUGUCAGACAGAGAUCCACAACUAAUCUUGUAAUCCAUUGUAGGUUCUGAUCCAUUAUUAAAAACUAGGUUAUAGAGGACGGUACUGGACCAAAGUUGUUUGACACAGUCACAACAUAUUUCCUUUGUUUCAUAUACAUUUCCUCACACUGACAUCAAUCGUGCUGUUUUUUGCUAAAAUAACAAGUGCCAAAGUGCUAUUGACCAAAUGCAUAGAGGUGAUUGGGGAAAAAAAAUGGCGACAGAGAACAAGCUUUUGUUAGUCUUGCUAGUUGGUGGUAAUUUCUUGCUGAACAUGCAGACAAAUAAUGAGUCGUACAUUCUGUAUAUUGAAAUCACCAAGACCAAUUCGCACAAUUUGGAUAAUAGUCGAACCUCCUUCACCUGGACUCCACAAAGGAGAGACCACUUUGGAGGACUGAAACACACACACACAACUACCUGAUCUACUAGUGUGAAUCUUUCACGGUAAUUGUUGAAGAACAGUUGAUCACAGAUUUAGAUGUUUACGCCUUUUUCUAAAGAUGAAUCUCCGUAGCCUUAAUUUGUAAAUCGUUUGUUUUGUAUAUGUUGCAAGAGCGGCUGAACAGGAAGGUAGAUAGGUCAUCUGUUCACACCGUCUUAGUGCCUCAUCUUCUCUCAUGGGUCCAGGACAUUUUUUUUUUUGUGUCGCUACAUAUGAAGGGAAUACGCGAUGGCAGAGUACAAAAAUUGCAGGUGCACAUUUUCACCACUUGGUAUGCAGUAAGACCAAUCAGAUUUUUUCCUGCUGAUGCAUUACAUGCCCAGACUACACCUACUGUCAUUUGUCUUUGUGAGAUAUCCAUUCCAGGGAAGAUGACUUUUGUAAACAUGGUUGCAAAGUGGAACUGGAAUUACAGAGAAAGAAGGAAGUCCUGCAGAGAUUAUUGUCCUCCGGUGAAUCCUAUCCUUUGAGAAAUGUUACAAGCAUAUAACCAUAAUCUUUACUAAAAAUACGGUUUGAAAAAUCCAGGAUUGGGGCUUUAAUGUGUGUUAUAAUGGACACAUAAGAUGACUUAUUUUAAUGUUUAUGUAAUCAUUGUGGCAAGACACUAAUAAACUCUUGUUUCUUUUUAUGUUAUUUUGAGUUGAAUUUUUUUGAAUUCUAUAAUUGCAUCCAGGGGAAAGAUGGGGACAGAAAGAGGGGGAUAAAAAUUGAGCUUUUAACACAGGACACCUUGCCAGAUAAACCAGUAGUCUUGCUAGAACUUUGGUCAUCACUUUUGUUUUAUGAAGCCAAAGUUAUAAAUCAGAAAUUGCCGUAGACAACAGGUUUUUUUUUUUAAAGUUCACUUCUGUUCUAGUAAAAACCGAGUAAUGCAGAGCUGGUUUGUGUAAACUGAAACGUUUCUAUUGUCAAUGCACUUACUUUGUUACUUUAGCACAUGCUAAUAAAAAUAACAAUACAAUUUACAUGUACAGUGCUUUUUUAAAAUCUCAGACGCUUAUGUAUGUUAAAGAAACAACACACCAAAAGCAUAAAACACAAUCACAUUAAAAGCAAUUCUGAAGAGGUGAGUUUUGAUGUGAACAUGGACA
Messenger RNA from Lampris incognitus (smalleye Pacific opah), 4049 nucleotides. Its product is annotated as sorting nexin-4-like. Gene Ontology annotation, biological process: protein transport. Lineage: Eukaryota; Metazoa; Chordata; Actinopteri; Lampriformes; Lampridae. The transcript is spliced from 14 exons. The record is from RefSeq and is a predicted model, not a curated record. The coding region runs from base 37 to 1347 and encodes 436 amino acids. Gene Ontology annotation, molecular function: phosphatidylinositol binding.